AUGGCUACUACCGAGCCGCCCCUCUGCGUUGCCUCCAACAGCGAUUCUGUCUUCCUCGCCACCCUCGAUGACUCACAAGCGUACAGGAGCAGACCCCCAGCAGUCGUGAUCUAUAAGAGUCAAAAGAACCCAACCUCUUUGGCAUCGAUUCAAUGGACAUCCUUAAGUUCAAUCCUCGUCAACGGUCCCAUCCCAGGCGUUCUACCUUUCGACAGCAACGGCUACUGGUGUGCCGCGGACGACAGCGGAGCGUUUGUAAUUAUUUCUGGGGCCAAGAAUACGAAUUCAUGGUCGUCGAAUCCCUACAGCGUUGGUCACAGCAAUGGUUUGUUGUAUAUCCCUCCUCCACCAACAAACCCCAAUUCUGGCGGUGGUACCAUUGGAGGUCCGGCUGCAGGCGUUGGGUUCAGUAAUGUGAUCACAAACGGCUACUAUCCUUGCAUCGAUAAUUCGGGGCAAUGCAGUGGCUACUUGUAUGCUCUGCCGAGCGCGACAGCAGGAGCCCCGUCCAAUUUUGUGUUGGCCAUGUAUAAUUCUUCGGGGUACUCGCUCGAGGUGCUUGAUCGAACAACCAAAAAGUUCACCACCCUCGUUGAUAUUUCCGUGAGCGCCGCUACCUCCUCUCCUAACGCAUUUGGAUACACCAACAACAAACUUGUAACGCUGACGCCGCCUGGAGGACAAGCAAUCAGCCUGAAUUCACAAGGUCUACCUCCACAAGGCAACGGAACCUCGUCUAGCGCCAACUUGGAUGCGAGUGUGAUGAGCGAGUGCGGGGUGAUAAAACGAGGCAUGUACGCCAAUGGUAGCACGAUCACCAAGCUGGCAACGGUCACUGAACGGACUGAUGCCGCCCUUCAAGGCGUUAUCCCAGUCCCUGGACCCAAUGGUGGCGCAUCUACCUGGGCUUUGGCAUACAGCACUCAAGCCGGAGGCCUCUACGACUUGAUGAUGUCAGGCUCCUGGGAGGACCAAAAGGCAGCGAGUACAAAAGCAGGGAUCAUUGGUGGUGUUUGUGCCGCCAUCGCUGUUGUGCUUGGUGUCGCCGGCUUUUUCUACUGGCGCCGCAAGAAGCAACAGCGAGAAGCAAGGAAGGCUGAAGAGCCUCAAUAUCCCGGUACCAAGUUGGAGCCUCUUGACGGAAACACUCUCCCUCCUCCUCCUCCUCCAGGUAAUAACCAGGUCAGCGGAUUCAGUAGUGCACCCAUCUUGGAAUCACCACUUCCAUCUCUUCCACCAGACUCCCAAGGUCAACCCCAGCACCAGUCUCAGCCAUACCCCUCGCAAUAUCCUCAGCAGUUCUCCCAGUCGUACCCUCAGCAAUUCCCUCAACAAUUCCCUCAACAGUACUCGCAGCAGCAAUUUUCACAGCAAUUUCCUCAACAAGGUCCCCACCCUGGUCAGCCUAACCCAAUAUUCAAUACGACUCAACCAAUUCCCUCCGCGUCGUCACAGUCCUUCAGUGCCCUAACCCAACCCAGCUAUCAGCAACAACCUUCACCCUCGACAACAACAACUUCAACUCCAACUGCAGCUACAAACGCGCCUAGUUUCAAUGCCAACGCCAAUUCUGCACAGCAGCUCCAGGAUAUUCAGUUCUCGACCCACCCUAGACCCAACUUCACCACCAUGGCUGACGGAGGUAAUUCGUAG
This is a messenger RNA of Linnemannia hyalina, 1653 nucleotides long. The record is from the annotation of a GenBank genome assembly. NCBI's taxonomy places the organism in Eukaryota, Fungi, Mortierellomycota, Mortierellomycetes, Mortierellales, Mortierellaceae.